CCUGCCAUACCACAGUGAAUGGAAAUGAUUGUUGUCGUGAGUCAGUCAAAUGUGUUAAGCAGCAGAGUUCCAAUCAGCUAAAGAGAGUCCCGGGAAAUUCACUUACAAAAACUCUCCCCUCUGACAGAUUGAGUAAUCCAUGUCAGGAUCUCGCUGGGUAACAUCAUCCAAUUCAUCUGAACAUAUCCGUGCUACCUUUUGCCUACCCGUGCAGCAGCAGACAUGCAUGGUUCUGAGGAGAGUGCAUCUGGAACUGUGCUUCAUAGGCUUAUGCAAGAACAUCUCAGAUACGGAACAAGUGGAAUCAGAGGAGGGGUAGAAAACGACAGUUCUCAGAUGCCAAGCAAACUUGCGUCUACAGUAAACCUACUCCUUCAAAAGGAGGGUCAAGUAGCCCAUUCAUAUCAGCUUGUGCCCCUGCAGUCGCAGUCUCGACAGGAACCUCAAGGUCAGGAGCAUCAAGUGGACAGCAGCUCCAUGGAAAAAGCUGGUGGUGUGAGCCAGGGUGCAGGUAGAGCAGUCCAAGCGGCCCAGAUUUUGUCUGGGUUUGACACCCUGGAGCUUCCAUUGUACGAGGAGGCUAAAAUCCAGUCUCAGCUUUACAGAGGACAGCAAAGUCUGAUGGACCCUCAGUGCCAAAUCCCUGGCCACAACCACCAGAGUCUUCAAAAUCCAGAUGACCUUUCAAACAAUUUUCAAAAAAAUCAGGACCAGAACUUUCACAAAGAGGGCCAUAAAAACACUGUCCACCAAAGUCAGCAGCAACACAACCCGGUUCAGCAGAUACAACAGUUGUCAACAAUGUCUGACAGUCCCACAAGCUCACAUUCCUGUCUACCAUCACUUUCUAACACAUACUCACUCUCUUCCCCUCCUUCUCUUUCGUCUUCUUACACCUCUCUCUCAGUGGUUCCCAUGAAGGCGCUUUUGGAGGAUCAGUCAUUGGUCCAGCCAGGAGGCACUGGUGGUACAUUUCUUUGUGAUGAAGGUCUGGCAGAGUUGAAACAGGGUCAUGUUCGCUUUCUAAGUGAAAGGAUCAUGCACCUCAGUCUAGAAAAAAGGUGAAGCUAAGCAAUGUUUAGGACCAUCCAAUUCACCUUGCACAGGAGACACUACUCUUUGUGGGGCUGAUAAUACAGCAAAUUCUCUCUCACUAACUAGUAAGACCUCCAUGAGUACCCUACAACUUCCACCACCACCCUUAAACCCUCCACAGUGGACUUUGGAUCAAAGAGGUCCUCCCCCAGAAUAUCCCUUUAAAUUCAAGUUACAGACUAUGACUUCGCCCACAUUACACCCCAACUCGGACUCUCUGGAACAUGGUCACUUCAACAGUGAUACCUUGACAGCAGCCAUGUUGGAGACAGUGCCACUUAGAAAUAUAGCAAAACAGUGCCCUUUGUCUACAUCACAGCACCAAACACAGACCAGUCCCAUGACUUCUGAGACUUGUAUCCUACACUCACAGGCUUAUCAGCAACAGCAUCAGGCUAUAUCCCUAUCUCAGUCCCUGGCAUUUCCUCCAGCUCAGCCUGGAUCUGUGACUCAGGGGCUGUUUUCUUGUGUGGCCCCUUUUGGACAGCCUUUCACAGGGGAAACAUUUGCCAUGGUAAGCCAUGCCAAGCAGAUGCUGGAGAACCUAAAAGAAGAAAACCAAAGACUUAGACAAGAACUCCACAAGCAAAAUGAGAAGGCCAGCAAACUACAGCGGUUGGAGGCGGAGACUGUGCACCUGUCAGAGGCAUAUGAGAGUUUAGUGAAGAGCUCAUCCAAACGGGAUGCUCUGGAAAAAACCAUGAGGAAUAAACUAGAGGCAGAGAUCAGGCGUCUUCAUGAUUUUAACAGAGACUUGAGAGAUCGUUUGGAAACAGCCAAUCAACAGCUAGCCAGUCAGUGA
Molecule: messenger RNA, 1897 nt
Organism: Sinocyclocheilus rhinocerous
Lineage: Eukaryota; Metazoa; Chordata; Actinopteri; Cypriniformes; Cyprinidae
Product: angiomotin-like protein 1
Exons: 5
Coding region: 1172-1897 (241 amino acids)
Biological process (GO): regulation of cell migration; hippo signaling; actin cytoskeleton organization
Cellular component (GO): plasma membrane; bicellular tight junction; cytoplasmic vesicle
Source: RefSeq, a predicted model, not a curated record